Molecule: messenger RNA, 3625 nt
Organism: Chenopodium quinoa (quinoa)
Lineage: Eukaryota; Viridiplantae; Streptophyta; Magnoliopsida; Caryophyllales; Amaranthaceae
Exons: 5
Coding region: 858-3323 (821 amino acids)
Biological process (GO): DNA-templated transcription
Cellular component (GO): nucleus
Source: RefSeq, a predicted model, not a curated record
AAAGGUCAGAAAUUAACACAAAUUGUAAACUCCUGGAACAAAAAUCUCAACAGUAAAAGCUUUCUCUUUCUUUCUUAUCUCUCAUUUUUUAGGGUUCUAGCUUCUUCUCUCACUUUCUCUCUCCUUUUCCCCAAAUUUCAUUCUCCUUCUUCUUCUUCGACUUCACUUUGGGAAAAAUCAUUCUAUCGACUGCCCUUCAUCAUUCCAGUGGCAAACUUGGAUUUACUGUUGUGAAGCACAAAUUGCACAUCUGUUUAUAUGCUAGCCCAAUAUGUUGAAUACUCUCGUCUCAGGGCAGUUAUCUCUACCAACGUUGCCUGAUAGUCAGAUGAGUCGUUUGAAUUCAAUUAUGAGCAGAGCUGAUUCCUCAAUUUCAGAAUCAUUAGAGGGAGCAGUUGAACCUUUGAACAGCAAAAUAACAUCAACAUCUGGUAAUAUGCAUGAGCAAUUUGAGUAUGUGCCAACUAAUAUGGGUAUGCACCCUAAUUCAGGCCAAUCAGAAUUGUUAGUUCCAAGUAAGCGGAAGGCGACAACUGAACCAAUACCUGAUAAUUGGGAUUUACAAAAGAUUGCUUCUAACAAGAGAGCUGCUCCACUGGGGUCAAAUGCUAAAGGUCAUAGUGUGUCUUCUGCUAUAAAUAAAAAACCUAUGCCAAACACAUCAAAGAUUAGUGCUUCUGGUAAAAAAGUGAUGCACUUGGAUUCUUUUGUGAAUAAGUCUCAGUCAACUGUUUCAAAAAAAAAAUUCACAGCCAGAAGUCUCUCCAAAAAGCCAGGGAGAGUCAUAUGAUUCUGUUAGGGCCAAGCUGAGGGAAUCUUUAGCUUCUGCGCUGGCCCUGGUUACCUCAGAUGGAAAGAUGAAGACAGAAAUUGAGGUUGAAGCAAAUACUCAGGAGGGCUUAAAAGAGCAUAAACCUUUAGUUUGUGAAUCAAGUGCUGGAGCUGCUAACAUGGAGCUCAAGGGUGAAGAUUCUAGUACCUCUGGCAUUCUUACUGAUGGGUGCAAUGAUGACAAGAAAGUAUCACUGGGAAUCCAUUUAAAAGGAACAUGUAGUGAUGACAAUCAGGCAUGGAGCUUUAUGGGAACAGAAUUUCAUUCUGAUCCCAUGUUAGCUGGUGAUGAUUCACUGUUUAGUGAUGGCCUGUUUUUCAAAGAUGAUCUUUUGCAGGGGAAUGGUCUUUCAUGGGUUUCAGAUACUUCGCAUAUAUCAAACUUUAAUGAAGUUGACAAUAUUGUGACGUCUGAUGCGAUGCGUGAGGAUGUAAAUUUUAAUGUUAAGGAGAAAACAAUUCAGUCUCCAGAUUCUCUUGCCUUUGAAAUCGAAACAGAGCUUUUCAAAUUAUUUGGUGGUGUAAAUAAGAAAUAUAAAGAGAAGGGAAGAUCACUGUUGUUCAACUUGAAAGAUCGUAAUAAUCCUGAGCUGCGAGAAAGGGUUAUGUCAGGUGAUAUACCUCCUGAUCGUCUAUGUUCAAUGACAGCAGAGGAGCUAGCUUCGAAAGAACUUUCAGAGUGGCGAAUUGCGAAAGCAGAAGAGCUUGAUCAGAUGAAAGUCCUUCCUGAUUCUGAUGUUAAUAUGAGGCGCUUGGUGAAGAAAACUCACAAAGGUGAAUACCAAGUGGACUUCGACCCUGAUAACAGUGCUUCUGAGGAAAUUUCACCUGAAAUUAGUGCGUCUUCUCAAAAGCGUUCAAAGACCAUUGGGUCUGAUGCACGCCCUCCUAAAGUUGCACCAACCAAGGUAGAACAGUAUGAUCAGUGUGAGUUUACUAUACCUAAUGAUGGUGCUGAUAUGCAAGGACUAAUGGUUGAUGAUAUGAAAGAUCUUCCUCCUAUUGUAUCCUUGGAUGAAUUCAUGGAGUCACUUAAUAAAGAGCCACCAUUUGAGAAUUUACCAGUUGAUUCUAGGACAUCCACCCUUGAGGUGGAUAAGGAAACCUCGGAGGUGGGCUUUGAAUCCAGGUCGCCCGAAGAGCCUUUGAAACAACCUGUGACGAACUCUCAGAAAACGGAACAAGUUAGAGAGGAAAGCAAACUUACAGAAGCCAAUAAGAAAUUAUCUGACAGUCAGAAGGAAUUAGUUAAGAAUCCUGUUCAUCUUCCCAAGCAAGAAAGUGUUUGGGAGGGACAACUCCAGCUUAAUAUAUCCUCCAUGGCCAACUUUGUUGCCUUGUACAAAAGUGGUGAAAAAGCCAAUACUAAAGAGUGGGCAGGUUUCUUUGACAUCAAGGGUCGGGUUAGGCUUGAUGCAUUUGAUAAGUUCUUGCAAGCGCUUCCGAUGUCCAGGAGCCGGGCAAUUAUGGUGUCGCAUUUUGUAUUUAAGGAAGGUGCUAUGGAUAGUGAACGCUCCGAUCUUGUUGAGUUGGUUGAUUCUUACAUAGCGGAUGAGCGAUUGGGAUUUGCAGAGCCUGCUCCAGGAGUGGAGCUCUACCUGUGUCCCCCACGCACAAAAACAGUUGAUAUGAUAAUCAAUCAUCUUCCUAAGAGUUACACUGAAAAAUUAAAUGAUGUCGAUGAUGGCCUAAUUGGAAUUGUUGUAUGGCGAAAAGUUCAAAUAACACCACCUGUGAUUUCACCGAACUCCUUGUCUCAUCAGAAACAAAUGACUAAAAAUCACACUGGAGGCCAAAAUGCUGUAAAUGAUGAUAGGAACAGGACUAAUGUUGGUUUUGCCCCUAGAAGUGCCCCCUCUCUCCUUAUUCUCUCUAAACCCCCCCAACCCGAUGAAGAUGAUGAUGAUGUGCCUCCUGGAUUUGGCCCUCCUGGUCACCGGGAGGAUGAUGAUUUACCAGAGUUUAACUUCUCUAAGGGGCCUAACCUGCCCUCACCACACCCUAAACCGAAUGCUGUCCCAAGUCAUGGGACAGUUUCUCGGCAUCAUAAUCUUCUUCGGGCCCCGGCUCGGCAGGUUGACCAAAUGAGAGAAUUGAUUCAGAAAUAUGGACAAAAUGGUACGAGUAGUGGUAGUGGUGGUGGAAUACCCACAGAACCCUGGAAUGAUGAUGACGAUGAUAUACCUGAAUGGCAACCACAAGCAUCUCACCCAGUACCACUAGUACCAGCACCCCAACCUAUCCAAAAUCCUGCAUUGGCCCCACAUAUGGCACAUUAUCAGACAUUUCAGCGGCCGCCUUGGCCUCCAGUUGUACAGCCUAUCCAACCUCUUCAGCCACCUAUGAGUGUGCAGCAGCAGGGAGCAUGGUGGCCUUACGGUGCUAACAAUAUAGGAAGCUUACCUAGUGGACAGUUUAAUGGGGCGCCUGGUUCUGGUCACCUAGCCAGGGAUUGGAGAACCAAUAAUGGUUCUAAUAACAAGGGUUUUUGAGUUUUAUUUCGACUUGUAAAUAAUAAGGUUUUAUUUUCUUUUUGUACUAGUUUUAGAAGUCUUGCACGUCUAUAGACUUAGACGUAAAUGUAGACAUAGGUUCAUCUUUGUAUGUCCUGUUAGUGGGUUGUACAACUAAGGUUUUAUUUUUUUUCAUGUACUUUUAGCUUUCUUUCGGAGCUAGACGCUACUUGAUCUACAAGAGCCAUAAGGAACAAAAUAGCCACAUUAAAUGAAUACUCCCUCUGUUCCCUUUUGUACCGAUAUUAUUGACAAAUUUGACAUAAAUUGGCUCUAGUUUA